Messenger RNA from Orbicella faveolata, 864 nucleotides. Its product is annotated as small integral membrane protein 15-like. Lineage: Eukaryota; Metazoa; Cnidaria; Anthozoa; Scleractinia; Merulinidae. The record is from RefSeq and is a predicted model, not a curated record.
UUUUUUAUAAUCAAUAUGGCGGACAAUUCGACUGAGAAAGGACCAUGGAGGGAAACCCUGGAAUCCUUCGUUAGAUAUGUCGCCUUAAACCCGAAAGAGUUUCUUUUAUACGUGUUCAUAAUCCUGACUCCUUUGAUGGCUGUGAGCGCGUUUUUAUCUUUGAAGUUAGCAAAACACAUAGAGCGAAGUGAAAAAGAGAAGAAGAAAAAAGCUACUCGACAAACAAAUAUAGCUAAAUCAAGACGCAGAGCAAAAGCUGACUGAAUCGUCAUGUUGCCAGACUCAUGUCUAUUGGCCUUCAGGUAGCAAUACUACACAUGAAGAGCUGUUCAAUACACUGUAUUGUACCCUGUGCAAUAAUUCAUUGAACUUCAGUGUACAUAGCAAGCAAACAGAGAGGUGGCAUAAAAGCUCCUAUAUGUCCAUAUUACACAAAAAGUUUGAAUGUUUUAAGGAGCUUUUCUAGAUCCUGUACAUAUAUCCCGUAGAAUUAAUUUUUUUCCUUACAGUUAGUACAAAUUUAUGCACAGUCUGAGAGCAAUAAUUUUAUAGGAUAUAACACAGAGAUUGUCACAAACUCUUAAUUAACUUGAAUCCUGUAUCUGAAAUUCAAUAAAUCAAUGCUGGCAUUUCUGUACAAUGUAUCUUCUGCAUUCUCUUGCAUUUUUAGAACAGGAAUUGUUGUGCACAGUAAAUUAAUUGUGUACUACAUUUUCUGUGUGAACAAACACAAGACUGAUUUGAAUGAGAUAAAAGCUGUAGUGUUACUGUAAUUUCACACUCUAGACAUACUGAUACAAAUAUCUUGUCUGAAUAAUUUACAUUCAAAAAACUGGAUCAUUGAAUAAAUUAAAUGCAAUUCAA